Messenger RNA from Pimephales promelas (fathead minnow), 1593 nucleotides. The record is from RefSeq and is a predicted model, not a curated record. Lineage: Eukaryota; Metazoa; Chordata; Actinopteri; Cypriniformes; Leuciscidae.
UCAGACAAUUCACAAAUUAUUUUGUUUAGUUUAAAGGCCGGAAUGAGAAUAUUUAUUGUCUUAAAAAUAACUGAUUCUUGUAAUGUGUUUAUAUUUUGUACAUAUUUCAUAAUGAACAGGUGCCUCUCAAUCAUCAUCAUGCUCGGGUACAUCUGAUGACACCAUCAUCCUGAAUUUAAUGAUGUGUGACCCUGUUGAAGAAGUAGCCGCUGACGAAGGAAGCCAGCCUAAAAGGCCAUGCCACAUAAACUACGAGGCAAAAGCGUUGAUUGAAAAAAUCCUAACAUCAAAACCUGGUGGUGAACGCAUUAUGCAAGAGUAUGGAAAAACCAAAUCUCUGACAGAUGCCACCAGAAGACAGAUGAUUAACAUACUUGCUGCUGAGAUGACAGAAACACAUGGGACAUCCCCCCCCAAAAGUGUUAGAGUGAUGUAUGCACAGGGGAUAGUAGCCUUGUUUCCCUAUCUAGAAGACCCAUACUCACAACAUGGAUAUGAACAUUACUACGAUCCGGAGAGUGGUUCGGGUUACCUUGCAUGGCGAUUGAAGACCAUACAGAGAAAAUCAGCAAAGGAAAGAGGUGCCUCAGUCAGCAAAUCUCCUAAAGUUGGUGGGCCAGGCCGUGGUCGUCAGCCCUUGGCCAAUGACAGAGAGCUGUCUGAUGAGGAUGUGGAAGCAGCUAUUGCUGUUUUAAAACACUCUUCUGAUGAAAAGACUGUCCGUGAGAAGAUGAAAAUGACCUUCAUAUAUCGGCAAGCAAUGGUCAACGAUGAAGCCAAAUCAUCAGAUGUCUUCUUGGUCUUCCCACGAUUUCUGGACACACCAGGACUGAUAGAACAAGAUUUCAGACUUCUGUUUGGUGAGGCCACGGCCAACAAAUUUUUGGAGAAGUGGCCAACCACUUUCAAAGCAAAAGUAAUAAAGGAAAUCCAAGGACUUGUACCCACCACAGAACUCUUGGAUUUGAUGCGCAAUGCUGAGUCAGCUGCUGAAGUUGAGAAUGGCUGGGACAGUGACAUGUCUGCCAUCUUGCUGCUGCUACAUUUGCUACCACCAUCUGCACAAGGUAGAAAGAGGCCGGGAAAGCUGUCUGCAUAUCAAGCUGUAGAUCAGCUCAUCAGAUUUCAAAAGGUUGGAACCAGUGUGCAGCAGCAUCUAGACAACAUCACCCAAAGCAGUCAGCCCUAUCUUCUCGCCCAGGGAUCCACACAAAGCACCAUUCACUCCUUCUUCAUUGUGGUUGACAAGCAUGCACUUCCAUGCAAGGCAAAAGGUUCAGUUGGAGCUUUUGACGAACUCUUUAAAGCCCAUUACGUCUUUGGUACGUCAUACAGUUCUUCCCUGAGCAGCUUUUUCACUUUUGUUCAAACAACCAUCUAUAACAUUGACAUGGGGGAAACAAAGGAGACUCCUAGAGUUGCGGAGUUGCGAGCAAGAAUGGUGCGUUAGUUGAGAUAAAACUAUGAAGUGUUUUCUUUGCAAAAGUGACCAUGGAGGUCCAAACAACCUUGUUAAGCACUUUAAGGUAAUUCAUGGACUAUGUACAGGCAGGACUCUUUUUUUGAAGUGUGGUCAAGAAGGAUGCGUUCUUU